Molecule: messenger RNA, 3174 nt
Organism: Pseudoliparis swirei
Lineage: Eukaryota; Metazoa; Chordata; Actinopteri; Perciformes; Liparidae
Gene: zc3h10
Product: zinc finger CCCH-type containing 10
Exons: 2
Coding region: 1078-2736 (552 amino acids)
Molecular function (GO): metal ion binding
Source: RefSeq, a predicted model, not a curated record
AACAUUAGCAUUUAGCCAGUUAGCUAGAUACUAUUCGCUAGCUCGUGUAAUUCUAAAUGGGUUUAAUUGGCUUAGCUAGCUAUUUAUGUACUUAGGCAAACAUCACGUGACACAAGUGCUCGUUAUUUACCGACAGGGAACGUUACUUGAUACAAUUGAGCGUCGCAUGGUGUGCAUUUAGUUUGACCAAAUCAGUGACAACAACAACGACAUGCUGACGUUAAUUAUUGGUAACCAGGUUUAGUCACAUGCUUAAAGGCUAGUUGGAGAUGUAACGUUAGAUACCUUUUGUCUGGAAAGUGGACGAGAUCGGGUGACGAUCAAAAGGCUGCGUUUACGUCAGUUAAGACCGUUUCCACUCGCAUCCAAAGGUAUACAGGAAGUUGUUGGAAUAGUUGAAUACUGUUAGAGGCGAUUUGCAACUAGGCUACUUGUAGUUUUCAGACCACGUUUUGGUUGGUUUGUAAUUGCAUAUAUGUGGAAAUGUAUGCAUUGGAAUUUUAUUCUUUAUUCUUUUACCUUGUAAAGCACUUUGUAAUUUCUUCCUGAAAUGUGCUCUAUACAAAAUAUGUAUUGUUAUUAUCAACCACGUAAUAUAUGUUUGUCAACAGAUUAAACCUUCAUUGAGACAUGAGACUAAUAGCCUACAAUCAAUUAUUACAUCUACACCAAAAAUUAUGAUUUUCUAUAAAACGUGGUGUUUGUUGUCAAAAGAAAGCGCCAAUCAGCUCUUUGAUCAGGCGACAGCCAGGCAUUUCCCAUCAUUCCCAACGUCUUGCAGUCUGGAGAACAACUGCAGCGCCGGUGAUUGAUUCCGCACAGACCAGACUCAUCGCGAACAAGCCUAACAUUUCAGCUAAAGCGAAACAUAUCCAGUUGAACCACACAUGCUCUUCCUGGAUCGGUCAUAUUCUCCUGGAGAAAGCUAAUAUCUAUAUCUUUGAAUAGGAAAUUGCAGUACUCCAAGGAAAAAGCUAUUCAUGAUUUGUUUAUCUCUGUAUGUGAAUGUUUGGCAGGUCAUGUCCGCCCCCCUCACACCCAGGAGUGCUGUUUUCUCCUUGAGCUGGGCCGAGCGCGAUGCCUGACCGGGACAGCUCCUACCUGUCAGGUGGCGGUGGGAGUGGUGGUAGUCUGGGUGAGGAAAGAGGACCUGGGUCUGGAUUGGCAGGGAGCACGGCGGAGGGCAGAGGUGCUUCAGGAGGAAGUCUCGGAGGCAACGUCUCUGGCAUGGGAGGAGGAGGGGCGCUCGGAAAUGGCAACAGCUGUGGGAACAGCGGAGGUGGGGGUCAAGAUGCAGGAUUGGCAGUGGGCGGUGUCUGCAGGGACUUCAUACGCAAUGUCUGCAAGAGAGGGAAGCGUUGCCGCUUUAAACACCCAGACUUUAAUGAGGUGCCAGACUUGGGGGUGCAAAAGAAUGAAUUUAUCUUCUGUCAUGACCACCAGAACAAGGAGUGUGUGCGCUCCAACUGCCGCUUUGUCCAUGGAUCUAAAGAGGAUGAGGACUAUUACAAGAAAUCUGGAGAGCUACCCCUCAGACUAAGAGGGAACGUUGCAGCACGACUGGGCCUGUCCCCAAUGGAUCUUCCGCACAGCCGUGAGGAAGUCCCUAUCUGCAGAGACUUCCUGAAGGGGGAGUGCCAGAGGGGCAAUAAGUGUAAAUUUCGCCAUGUCGAAAAAGACUAUGAAUAUGAGCCUUCCAGGGUUGGAGUGGGUUGUGUUACAGGGCCUGGGACCAGUGGAAUGGUGAAUGCUGGGGGAGGGAUCGGUGGUGGAGGAGCAGGUGCCUGUGGAGGAAUGCAAGGACUUGUGGGAGGUGGGGGUGGAAGUAAUAUGAUGGGGAUGGGGAUGGGUUUUCCCAGCCUGGCUGGUUGCAGAGAUCCAGGUAUCACAGGAGUUGGGGGGGUAGGUGGCGGUGGAAUGGGCACGUGUCUGUCCAUAAGUUCUGCAGGACCACGGCGUUUUGACAGGAGCUCUUGCUCAGUGUAUGACCCUAUGCUUGAAAAUGGGAUGUUUGAUACGAGCUCCCUGGAGGCCUCCAUGGACCACAAUACUCUACAGUUGAAGAGGCGGCGGUUGGAGGGGCUGCGCCUGGCGGAUGUGAGUGGAGGUGGGCACUAUGAGCUGGGAGUUCAAGCUCCCUUGCCGCCACACCCUCUGGAGUACAGGUUCCUGGAGGAGGAGAACUCCCUGCUGAGGAGGAGAGUUGAGCAGUUGAAAAAGCAGGUUUCAAAUCUCGUUGCCACAAAUGAGGUUCUUCUGGAUCAGAACGCCCAGUUCCGAAGCCAGGCCAAGGUGAUGACACUGGCUUCCACGUCUGCCUCCAUUGAGCACAGUCUGGUGCCCCCUCUCGGUGCAAUAGGUUCCUACAAUCGUAGCAUUGCUCAAACUCACACCACCCUGAGCAGCGCUGGACUUCAACCCCGGCUCGUCAUCCAGCAAGACCUGGUAGCAUCUAGCGGCGUCCUCCCUUCAGUGCCGCAGAAUAACGCUGCACCGCCCUCAACAAAUCUGCCUCACCUCAACCCUGACAUCACCCCCCUCUCCGCCGCCCUUGUACAGACUAUUGCCCAAGGGAUGGUGGCACCGGUUUCAAUGGCACCAGUGUCUGUGUCUGUGUCUGUGGCACCGGUGUCCAUGUCGCCUCUGUCCGGCAUCACCAUGAGUCAUGCUACCACCCCGAUGGUGGCGUACCCCAUCGUGAGUCAAAGCAUGAGAAUCACCACUCUGCCUCAUUAACUGAUUAAGCGCAGGACUGUAGUACCCAGGACUAGCUUCCUGACCUGUGAUUUUUAACAUAGACGGCCUUCUUUUAUGUGUAAGCUACACUUACCUGAUGACAGAACAAUGUUAACCGAGACGUAUUAGACUCAUGUACUUCUCCACCAGGGGGCAGGAUAAAGACUACCCUCAGUGUUUUUUUGUGUGGCAACAUUACAAAGACAUCUUUCCUACAGGCUGACUGACCUGUGAACAGUUUGGUUCAAAAGGAAUCUUUUCAAACACGGGCAUCAACAAACUGAACAUAUGUGAGGUCAUCCAUAUUGUUUGAACCAUUUCUGCAACACUGCUUGUAGGGCCAUGACAAUGUUGGAAGCAGUUUGUGUUGACAUUGUCGUGCAUCACUCUGGUGUAAAUGAACUCUGAUACUUUGCACAUUUAAACAAAAAAAAAGAA